Messenger RNA from Nematocida minor, 3759 nucleotides. RefSeq lists its product as uncharacterized. Lineage: Eukaryota; Fungi; Microsporidia. The transcript has a single exon. The coding region runs from base 1 to 3759 and encodes 1252 amino acids. The record is from RefSeq and is a predicted model, not a curated record.
AUGCAGAAGGAAAUGAAAAAUACGCUUCAUGCGAUUCUCAAAGAAAAGAUGCAGAAAAGCAGCACGCUGAAGAAAGAAGCACAGGAGGCUGUCUCCGCGGUGGAAAAGUACGCAGGAACAGAGGCAGACUUCUACACGUAUGUCAAAAGCAACCGGCUGGUGCAGAUUCCAUUUAUUAAGUCUCUGCAGGAGAUUCCUGUCAAGAACAAACUGUUCUUCAGCAGCCUGCAAAUAAUCCACAAAAUAAUAGUUCGAAACUGCAUAUCAAAAGAGUUCAUCCCGUACAUUCUGGAAGAGUUUGAAAAGAAGGUCCACACAGAGUCAGAGGUGCGAAUACGCAUCCUGCAGCUGCUGCAGCCCCUCAUCCAGGACUCCCUGCUUGUUCGAGGAGACCAGCUCGUAAAGCUUUUUAAAAUAGGAAUUCAGCUGGCAAAAGAGUCAAAAGACAUGAUAAUCACAGAAAGUGCAGCCAAAGUAACGGUGUUUCAUGUGAUAGAGUGUGUGUUUGAAAGACCUCGUUUGGUGGAGACAGCAGAGAAAGAGAAAGCAAAAGAAGACUGCAUAGAAAUUGUCAAAACAUCGCUAGACAUUGCAAAAAGUAGAAGCUUGCUUGGCAUGGAGACACUUGCAGCAUGUAUUUCGGACAAGCAUGCAGACGAAGUUAUAAAAGAAGAAGAAAGCAGAGAAGGCUUGCUCGAAGAAAUAAUUGAUUUUCUACUGGAGGGCCUUAAGGGAAGCGAUCUUACAGCAAUCAGACAAAUAUUUUUAAUUCUUACACAGAUGCUAAAAACAAUUUUAAAAGAUAAAUACAGGAUAGUGAGUAUGCUGCUGGAGGUGUUUAGAAUCGAAAUAGAGAGCACUGCAGGGCUUCUGAAGGCAGAGUUUAUAUACACCCUUCCCCAUGAGAUAGUGAUAGAAAGUCUUCUGAGCAGUGCAGAGCUGGUGGACAACCUUUUGAGAAUACCAGACACAGAGACAGUGAAUAUAAACGGAAUAGCAGAAAUUGACACAUUAGGUGCAAAAUCAAGCACAGUUGCAAAUUGCGAGGUCUCUUUGAAGCUUUCAAAAAUAAUCGAGACUGCGACAAAGCUGGACGAUAAGGCCAUUCUCCCCAUCUUUAUGCCGUACUUUAGCCGAACAAUCAGCGCAAUAGAGUGCAGCACAGAAACAUGGCCCGAAGUGCCGCUGAAAAAAUUGACUGAUGCAAUCACAAAUAUAAAAAACCUUUCGAAUGAUGACAUUUCUGCCUUUGAUCUCUUAGUCGAUGCAGUCUACCAGCUCGCAGAAAACUACCCAAAAACAUUCUACAGUAUAUCGAGCAGCAUAACCUUUGAAAACAGCAAAAUGAUCACGAGAUGGCAGCAGUUUUUCAGUCUUUCGUCGUAUGUUCAGGACACAGUUCCCGAGCUGAAUGCAUGGGACACUUCUGUUGAAAAACUGCUAGCAAGCGACUCAGACGUAUUCCAGAAGGGGCUGACAGGCGCAUGCUCCUCAGCUGGCAUUCCGCUGGACAGAUCUCUGGGUCUUCUGCUGUCUCUUGGCAGCCGAGCGAGUGAUUUCCCACAGGAAGCCAUCCAGCUCAUUCACAAAAUAUUUCUGAUGAAGCCGGAAGAAACAGCAGGGGGUGCAGGAACAACUGAAGAGAUUGUUGGGUACUUUUUGAAUGCGUAUUUUGCAUCCAAAUUCUCUGAGUCCAUCCAUGUGAUUAUUUUGCCAGAGCUUGUAAGCAUUUUUUCUGAAAUAAGGAACAAAGACAUAGCUCUUGCCAAACUCAUACUGCAGCACAUUUCGCUCGGGAUAAGAACAGUUGGAGAAACAUUUGGCAGAGGAUGGACGUGUGUCUAUGAUAUUCUAGUCGAUGCGCUGGAGGUUGAUGAGCUGAAAAAGAUAGUUUUUGAAAUAGUGAAAAUAAUAACGGAUAGAAUGCUCCAACAUCUGCCAAACGAGUGUCUUAUCACAACAGAAAAACUGCUUUGCGUCUGCUGCAAGGUGAUAAAUGAAGACAACAUCUCAUUUCAGGCUCUGUUCUGCAUUAGAGACCUGAUGGAGCACGCGCACACAGAGAAUAUACCCAGGGAGAUACAGUCGCAAAUAUUUCUGGCAACAUUUUGUCUGCUGUGCAGUGUAUCGUACGACAGACGAGACGACAUUCGAGAUUCAGCAAUUGUCCAAAUAUUCGAAACCAUCUAUUUCUGCCAAAAGCACGGUCUUCUGCAGUGGGAGCCUCUUAUCAAAACUUUCUUCAAACGUUUUCUGGCUGCUGCGGUGUACGCAAAAGACAUGGAAAUAUACUCAGGUGAGCACGAAGAUAUUUCCAGCGAGUCAAAUGGUGCCCACCCGGCGGAAACAGACUGUAUAUGCAAAGGAAUAGGAGGGUGCCAGCUUGAUGUGCAUCCGUUUGAAAAUGCUGUAAGCGAAAGGUCUCUAGAAAGCUCUCGAAAAAUUUUACUGGGUGUGUGUAAUUUGCUUUUCUGUUGUUUUGAAAGCGUCAAAAAUACUGCAGGCUUUUACUCUUUGUGGCUCUUUGUGGGAAGAGUGCUCGUUAAAUUCUCGCACGAUCCAAAGAUGAAAAAUACCGUUAUUUCCGCUCUAAAGCCCAGUCUAUCGAUGGACAUGCCUGAGAAGUAUGCUACUUCCCUGUUUUUUACUGUCUCUGAUAUUUGCUUCACAUUCUCCCACAGAGACAUAUUUCUUGAAACUGUGAUGGAGAUACUCAAGCAACUCUACCUCAAAGUGUCGGCACACGAAAAGAAAAAAGAAACUUUGUGUUUUUUCAACACAAUAUCCCAUCUGCUGAAAAACAACACAGUCACGGACAGCAAUAGACUGACAUUCCUAGAGUUUGAAGCAGUUGAAGCCCUGCGAAUCCAGAAUAACCGAUACAUCGCAGAAAUAAAGAUGGAAAUACUGCUAGAAUGGCUGGCACUCUCGCAGUCACACAACAACUCCCUGUCCUCCCAGUUCAUUGCGCACUGCAUAGGCAAGCUCUCAUCUGAAAUACUAAGCCAUCCAACUCUCUCAGCGGAUGCCCGCAGUGCAGCAAUAAAAACGCUUUUGUCGUUUCAUGAGAAUAAACAGGCUUAUCCUUCGUGCUGGAAAAAGGCAGUGACUGCCCUGCAGCAAAUACUCCACCUAGAAACAAAGAAAGAAGACAGGAGCCAUCUAACUCUUAUAUCAAGGAAAAUACUCGGUCUCCCAGAAGUUGAUUCUGCAAAAAUAGAAAAUAUGCAAAUAAAGUCUACAGUAUACGAAAACCACUCUAGCAAUAAAAAAAUAGUAGACUUUAGCGAAAUAGCAAAAAUAAAAGAUGAAGAAAAAAAUGUAAAAGACUACCUGAUAUUCAUAGAAUCACUGAGCGAGUCUCUCAGCAAAGAAAGCUUGCUGGAAAUAUACUCUGUUCUGAUCGAUCUGUGGAAGUCAACCUCUGAGCAGAAGAUGCACAUUCUGUACCUGGCAACGACAAAAACCCUCUGUAACAUAUUCAGUGCCAAAAAAGAGCUUAUAGAGCACUCUGAUAGAUGGCUGCUUUCUUUCCUUCUGGACUACAACACAAAGAUAAGAACGGAAAGACAGGGAUAUUCAUUUUUCCAGCGGCAAGCUGUUUCGUAUGUUCUGCAGUCAAUACUAGACAAAAAAAUGAGGCUUUGCGAUACGAAAGAGAUUCUAAAGGAGCUGACGCUCUGCGUGUCUGCACACAGCACAGAAAUAUCAUCAAAAGCAACCCAGGUUCUACAGCAUUUUAUCUCAACCAAAAAAUAA